Molecule: messenger RNA, 4467 nt
Organism: Closterium sp. Naga37s-1
Lineage: Eukaryota; Viridiplantae; Streptophyta; Zygnematophyceae; Desmidiales; Closteriaceae
Source: the annotation of a GenBank genome assembly
AUGCUUUUGAGUCGACUCACUGCAUGGGGUCAUGCUUUUGAGUCGACUCACUGCAUGGGUCAUGCUUUUGAGUCGACUCACUGCAUGGGUCAUGCUUUUGAGUCGACUCACUGCAUGGGUCAUGCUUUUGAGUCGACUCACUGCAUGGGUCAUGCUUUUGAGUCGACUCACUGCAUGGGUCAUGCUUUUGAGUCGACUCACUGCAUGGGUCAUGCUUUUGAGUCGACUCACUGCAUGGGUCAUGCUUUUGAGUCGACUCACUGCAUGGGUCAUGCUUUUGAGUCGACUCACUGCAUGGGUCAUGCUUUUGAGUCGACUCACUGCAUGGGUCAUGCUUUUGAGUCGACUCACUGCAUGGGUCAUGCUUUUGAGUCGACUCACUGCAUGGGUCAUGCUUUUGAGUCGACUCACUGCAUGGGUCAUGCUUUUGAGUCGACUCACUGCAUGGGUCAUGCUUUGAGUCGACUCACUGCAUGGUCGACUCACUGCAUGGGUCAUGCUUUUGAGUCGACUCACUGCAUGGGUCAUGCUUUUGAGUCGACUCACUGCAUGGGUCAUGCUUUUGAGUCGACUCACUGCAUGGGUCAUGCUUUUGAGUCGACUCACUGCAUGGGUCAUGCUUUUGAGUCGACUCACUGCAUGGGUCAUGCUUUUGAGUCGACUCACUGCAUGGGUCAUGCUUUUGAGUCGACUCACUGCAUGGGUCAUGCUUUUGAGUCGACUCACUGCAUGGGUCAUGCUUUUGAGUCGACUCACUGCAUGGGUCAUGCUUUUGAGUCGACUCACUGCAUGGGUCAUGCUUUUGAGUCGACUCACUGCAUGGGUCAUGCUUUUGAGUCGACUCACUGCAUGGGUCAUGCUUUUGAGUCGACUCACUGCAUGGGUCAUGCUUUUGAGUCGACUCACUGCAUGGGUCAUGCUUUUGAGUCGACUCACUGCAUGGGUCAUGCUUUUGAGUCGACUCACUGCAUGGGUCAUGCUUUUGAGUCGACUCACUGCAUGGGUCAUGCUUUUGAGUCGACUCACUGCAUGGGUCAUGCUUUUGAGUCGACUCACUGCAUGGGUCAUGCUUUUGAGUCGACUCACUGCAUGGGUCAUGCUUUUGAGUCGACUCACUGCAUGGGUCAUGCUUUUGAGUCGACUCACUGCAUGGGUCAUGCUUUUGAGUCGACUCACUGCAUGGGUCAUGCUUUUGAGUCGACUCACUGCAUGGGUCAUGCUUUUGAGUCGACUCACUGCAUGGGUCAUGCUUUUGAGUCGACUCACUGCAUGGGUCAUGCUUUUGAGUCGACUCACUGCAUGGGUCAUGCUUUUGAGUCGACUCACUGCAUGGGUCAUGCUUUUGAGUCGACUCACUGCAUGGGUCAUGCUUUUGAGUCGACUCACUGCAUGGGUCAUGCUUUUGAGUCGACUCACUGCAUGGGUCAUGCUUUUGAGUCGACUCACUGCAUGGGUCAUGCUUUUGAGUCGACUCACUGCAUGGGUCAUGCUUUUGAGUCGACUCACUGCAUGGGUCAUGCUUUUGAGUCGACUCACUGCAUGGGUCAUGCUUUUGAGUCGACUCACUGCAUGGGUCAUGCUUUUGAGUCGACUCACUGCAUGGGUCAUGCUUUUGAGUCGACUCACUGCAUGGGUCAUGCUUUUGAGUCGACUCACUGCAUGGGUCAUGCUUUUGAGUCGACUCACUGCAUGGGUCAUGCUUUUGAGUCGACUCACUGCAUGGGUCAUGCUUUUGAGUCGACUCACUGCAUGGGUCAUGCUUUUGAGUCGACUCACUGCAUGGGUCAUGCUUUUGAGUCGACUCACUGCAUGGGUCAUGCUUUUGAGUCGACUCACUGCAUGGGUCAUGCUUUUGAGUCGACUCACUGCAUGGGUCAUGCUUUUGAGUCGACUCACUGCAUGGGUCAUGCUUUUGAGUCGACUCACUGCAUGGGUCAUGCUUUUGAGUCGACUCACUGCAUGGGUCAUGCUUUUGAGUCGACUCACUGCAUGGGUCAUGCUUUUGAGUCGACUCACUGCAUGGGUCAUGCUUUUGAGUCGACUCACUGCAUGGGUCAUGCUUUUGAGUCGACUCACUGCAUGGGUCAUGCUUUUGAGUCGACUCACUGCAUGGGUCAUGCUUUUGAGUCGACUCACUGCAUGGGUCAUGCUUUUGAGUCGACUCACUGCAUGGGUCAUGCUUUUGAGUCGACUCACUGCAUGGGUCAUGCUUUUGAGUCGACUCACUGCAUGGGUCAUGCUUUUGAGUCGACUCACUGCAUGGGUCAUGCUUUUGAGUCGACUCACUGCAUGGGUCAUGCUUUUGAGUCGACUCACUGCAUGGGUCAUGCUUUUGAGUCGACUCACUGCAUGGGUCAUGCUUUUGAGUCGACUCACUGCAUGGGUCAUGCUUUUGAGUCGACUCACUGCAUGGGUCAUGCUUUUGAGUCGACUCACUGCAUGGGUCAUGCUUUUGAGUCGACUCACUGCAUGGGUCAUGCUUUUGAGUCGACUCACUGCAUGGGUCAUGCUUUUGAGUCGACUCACUGCAUGGGUCAUGCUUUUGAGUCGACUCACUGCAUGGGUCAUGCUUUUGAGUCGACUCACUGCAUGGGUCAUGCUUUUGAGUCGACUCACUGCAUGGGUCAUGCUUUUGAGUCGACUCACUGCAUGGGUCAUGCUUUUGAGUCGACUCACUGCAUGGGUCAUGCUUUUGAGUCGACUCACUGCAUGGGUCAUGCUUUUGAGUCGACUCACUGCAUGGGUCAUGCUUUUGAGUCGACUCACUGCAUGGGUCAUGCUUUUGAGUCGACUCACUGCAUGGGUCAUGCUUUUGAGUCGACUCACUGCAUGGGUCAUGCUUUUGAGUCGACUCACUGCAUGGGUCAUGCUUUUGAGUCGACUCACUGCAUGGGUCAUGCUUUUGAGUCGACUCACUGCAUGGGUCAUGCUUUUGAGUCGACUCACUGCAUGGGUCAUGCUUUUGAGUCGACUCACUGCAUGGGUCAUGCUUUUGAGUCGACUCACUGCAUGGGUCAUGCUUUUGAGUCGACUCACUGCAUGGGUCAUGCUUUUGAGUCGACUCACUGCAUGGGUCAUGCUUUUGAGUCGACUCACUGCAUGGGUCAUGCUUUUGAGUCGACUCACUGCAUGGGUCAUGCUUUUGAGUCGACUCACUGCAUGGGUCAUGCUUUUGAGUCGACUCACUGCAUGGGUCAUGCUUUUGAGUCGACUCACUGCAUGGGUCAUGCUUUUGAGUCGACUCACUGCAUGGGUCAUGCUUUUGAGUCGACUCACUGCAUGGGUCAUGCUUUUGAGUCGACUCACUGCAUGGGUCAUGCUUUUGAGUCGACUCACUGCAUGGGUCAUGCUUUUGAGUCGACUCACUGCAUGGGUCAUGCUUUUGAGUCGACUCACUGCAUGGGUCAUGCUUUUGAGUCGACUCACUGCAUGGGUCAUGCUUUUGAGUCGACUCACUGCAUGGGUCAUGCUUUUGAGUCGACUCACUGCAUGGGUCAUGCUUUUGAGUCGACUCACUGCAUGGGUCAUGCUUUUGAGUCGACUCACUGCAUGGGUCAUGCUUUUGAGUCGACUCACUGCAUGGGUCAUGCUUUUGAGUCGACUCACUGCAUGGGUCAUGCUUUUGAGUCGACUCACUGCAUGGGUCAUGCUUUUGAGUCGACUCACUGCAUGGGUCAUGCUUUUGAGUCGACUCACUGCAUGGGUCAUGCUUUUGAGUCGACUCACUGCAUGGGUCAUGCUUUUGAGUCGACUCACUGCAUGGGUCAUGCUUUUGAGUCGACUCACUGCAUGGGUCAUGCUUUUGAGUCGACUCACUGCAUGGGUCAUGCUUUUGAGUCGACUCACUGCAUGGGUCAUGCUUUUGAGUCGACUCACUGCAUGGGUCAUGCUUUUGAGUCGACUCACUGCAUGGGUCAUGCUUUUGAGUCGACUCACUGCAUGGGUCAUGCUUUUGAGUCGACUCACUGCAUGGGUCAUGCUUUUGAGUCGACUCACUGCAUGGGUCAUGCUUUUGAGUCGACUCACUGCAUGGGUCAUGCUUUUGAGUCGACUCACUGCAUGGGUCAUGCUUUUGAGUCGACUCACUGCAUGGGUCAUGCUUUUGAGUCGACUCACUGCAUGGGUCAUGCUUUUGAGUCGACUCACUGCAUGGGUCAUGCUUUUGAGUCGACUCACUGCAUGGGUCAUGCUUUUGAGUCGACUCACUGCAUGGGUCAUGCUUUUGAGUCGACUCACUGCAUGGGUCAUGCUUUUGAGUCGACUCACUGCAUGGGUCAUGCUUUUGAGUCGACUCACUGCAUGGGUCAUGCUUUUGAGUCGACUCACUGCAUGGGUCAUGCUUUUGAGUCGACUCACUGCAUGGGUCAUGCUUUUGAGUCGACUCACUGCAUGGGUCAUGCUUUUGAGUCGACUCACUGCAUGGGUCAUGCUUUUGAGUCGACUCACUGGCAUGGGUCAUGCUUUUGA